AUGAAAGCCGAAGAAAAAUGGUAUCUGUCUAAUGGUAAAUGUAUGGAGGAUGAACUUUUCGUUUUUGGGAUGCAAUGCAAUGAAGAGCACCCUUGUCACUCCUUCAUCGUAGAUCCGACUGAUGCCAACUAUCAGAAAUAUCGAGUGUUCAGUGAUGAUGAAUUGCAGGAAAUCGGGUCGUUUGGAGAGAAGAAGCUGCCAACCAUGCCUACUAAAUUACGUGACUAUUUCAAUAAAUACAAUCUCACUAUCACAACUGCUUUACGUCAGAAAAUUUUUACACCAGAGCAAUUGGAUGAAAAUUAUUCUCAAGACAUGGAUUGGAUUAGAUUUACCGUUUAUUCUUUCGUAAGAGAGUACGAAUCCGAAAGUUUUAAACGACCACAUAGUGAAGAAUGGUAUAAAGCACACGUAUGGCAUUUUCUAGAUACAGUAUUCAACAACGUAAGUGAGAUAGAAAUACUAAGAGGUGAAAAAACAAGUUUUUCCUCUAGUAAGAGAAAGAACAAGGAUAGGUCUAUUGGAGCCAUUGACUCACUUGUAACAAAGAAAAUUGGUUCCAAAUGUGACAUAAUAUUCCGCAAGUUAGUAUGCAACCACGAUAAUGUCCUCGAAUCCGGAGCCACAGAAACUGGCAAAGAUUACGAUGGUGACGAUGCAAUCAAAAAACUCAUUAAAGGAUAUAUCAAGCUGCCAAAAUGUCUAAAAGAUAUGCUGGACAAUCUAGCAAUGAACAUUCAAGCAAUAGCUGACAUUGAAGUUGUUGGUUUUAUACACUCGGGAUUACAAUCUCGCUUUAUCAGAGCUGAUCGUCCUACCCCGUAUGUAAAAAGAAUAACAAGAGUCCGUUCCGUUCAUAUUAGCAGCGACAUAUCCAACUUCGGUCCUACUGUAUUACCAUCCAUGAACUCCGCUUGGCUUGCUAGAGAAAUUGUGAAGAGAGUCUUACUGUUGUUACCUACCUCACCUACUGCUGUCAGCAAUGCUGAUUCAAGUUGGCUAGAAACAUAUUGGACGUCUUCUAAACCAUCUGUUAUGCCUGAGACUAGCACUAGCUCUGUGACUUCAAAUAGGAGCAACAAAAAAAUUAAAAACAUGCGUUAAAUAGUUGUACAUGUAAGCAAAAC
Molecule: messenger RNA, 1127 nt
Organism: Cokeromyces recurvatus
Lineage: Eukaryota; Fungi; Mucoromycota; Mucoromycetes; Mucorales; Mucoraceae
Exons: 2
Coding region: 1-1104 (367 amino acids)
Source: RefSeq, a predicted model, not a curated record